This is a messenger RNA of Notolabrus celidotus (New Zealand spotty), 5239 nucleotides long. It is a transcript of the gene tmem86a, whose product is annotated as transmembrane protein 86A. Gene Ontology annotation, cellular component: membrane. The record is from RefSeq and is a predicted model, not a curated record. Bases 147 to 860 code for a protein of 237 amino acids. The transcript is spliced from 3 exons. Lineage: Eukaryota; Metazoa; Chordata; Actinopteri; Labriformes; Labridae.
UCCUGGAGGUCUACGGACCGCCUCCCGCAGCUAGGACAAAAACAAUCGGCAUCCUCUAAAACGGUACAGAAUAAACAGGAGGACCUAAAGCACAUUCUGACACAUUUUGUCAUUUUUAUAUAGCCACGGAUACCACCGAGCGAGAAAUGGUUUCUCCGGUAACAGUGGUAAAGAGUGAAGGCCCAAAGCUGGUGCCGUUCUUCAAGGCAACUUGUGUGUACUUCGUCCUGUGGCUACCCACUUCAAGCCCAUCCUGGUUCAGCGCCCUCAUCAAAUGUCUGCCCAUCUUCUGCCUGUGGGUGUUUUUACUGGCACACGGCUUCAGCUUCCUGGGUGCUCACUCCAGUGCCCGCAAGAUUUUGGCCGGUCUCAUCUUUUCUUCUUUGGGUGAUGCCUUUCUCAUCUGGCAGGAGCAGGGCUACUUCGUCCACGGUCUCCUCAUGUUCGCCAUCACCCAUAUCCUCUACUCCUCCGCCUUCGGGAUGAAGCCCCUUAACAUGUCGGUCGGCCUGGUGAUCACUGUUGUGUCCUCCCUGAGCUACAUGCUGCUGUACCCCUACUUGUCGGGCCCCUUCACAUACCUGGUGGCCGUCUACAUCGGUCUGAUCGGCUUCAUGGGUUGGAGGGCCAUGGCGGGCCUGCAGCUCGCCAACGACCUGUGGACCUGGACCAAGCUGUCAGCCUGCCUGGGCUCCGUUCUCUUUAUGGUGUCUGACCUCACAAUCGCCGUCAACAAGUUCUGCUUCCCCGUGCCCCACUCGCGCGCCAUCAUCAUGGCAACCUAUUACGCGGCUCAGAUGUUAAUCGCGCUGUCGGCGGUGGAGUGCCAGGAUGCGGAGGUGGCCAGGAAGAGAACAUGAGGUAUCAAAGUCUCUAAAACGAGUGAUCAUGGACACACUUCACUGCCAGAUCUCCGACCCUUGACCUUCAUCUCAGUGUGGCACUCCCACACCAUAACCAUGACGACUGGUCCAUUAUCACCUUAAUGCCCCUCUAGUAUGGUAGUCUCACGCCUGUCUUCUUGCCACAACGAGUAGUAUUAUCACCAGUCCUCCAUGCAUCCUCUGAUCGUAAUAUGGAGACAGGUGUAGAAAUAUUAACCUGCUAUAUACAUAGAGAGAGUAUUACUUUUAUCUAUUAUGUUUUAAUUUAAGAGGAGCAUGUCACUGGGGACCUGUUAAGUGUGUGUGGGUGAACAAUUGUGAUUGUGCAUGAGUGUACAUACAUGUAUGUUUGAUAACCACCCUUACCUAGCUUUCCACACAGUCCAAUCACACAUCUACGUAAUGUAAUAAUGCGAUCCAGCUCUUUACAUUAGCAGUGAUUUUGUUGCCUCAGACCUUGUUAAAAAGGGAGGGUUUUAUAUUUUUUGGGCCCAUAUUUGGCCUCAGCUUUCUGAUGCCUAAUUUCCCCCCUGAAUUUAUGAUUGCAACUCUUAAAGCAAAGAGGAAAUCCCUAUUUGUUUGUAUUAUCUACAGUCCGUUACAUUUCAGUCACAACGGCCACACUGCCUUUGCUCGCUUCACUGGUCAGCAUCCUUGACAAACCCACUACAAGUGUCUCUGGAUGAAUGAAUCAGCGUAUCCUGUGGAAAUAGAUGCACAGAAACAAAAAUAAAGCAGUGAGGUGCAAAAGUAGAGAAAGGAGUUUGGAUGCCACUGCCAUGAUAUAUUAUAGUGUAAGUGUUUGAAGAGUUGCGAGGGUGUUUGUGGAAGUUAGAUUCUUCCUGUUGUCACAAUAAGAACAGUCAACACUGGAGUCGCAGCAGACUACUGUACACUAGGCUUCACAGUGCACCUGCUCCUCCCUUGUGUUAAGUCUCUAAGGUGUUAAGCAAGUUUUCCAAAAACAAAGGUACACAUGUCGACUCCUUCACACACCUGAAAGCGACAACUCCUGCUGCUUUAGUUAUUAGGAAAAGUCCACAGGGGUUCUUAUUGCUGGACCGGAUCAGCUGACCCAUGCUGUCCUGGGACCACAUUAUGAAGACUGAAAAGAAAGGGCUAUGUUACUGACUGGAGUUUUAGUGUAUCAACUCUGUGUGUGUGUGUGUGUGCGUGUGUGUGUGUGUGUGUGUGUGUGUGUGUGUGUGUGUGUGUGUGUUUGUGUAGCUAACUGAGCUGUUAGACGACAUUCACUCAUCCGUAUCACACACACACAAAGAUGAACAUAGAAACACACACUGCCCCAAGGCGGUCUGACUGAAAAACAAGAGGAAGAGAAAAAAAAUGGGAGAUGAGGGAACUGGCUUGUCAUGUGGGGGAACAGUUAUCCCAUUAUUCCCAAUAAUUCCCUGUCAUAGGAUGCUUCAUCAGCUUUAAUCCUGCAAAAUCCACCACAGCUAAUCCCCAACAGGUUGGCUGAUAUUUUGUCUUUCAUCUAUUACACAUUUCUCCCCCUUCUCACCUUGUAUCAGUCUCACCCUGUCAGUUAAAGUGUCUUACUGAGAGCUGAAGAAGUAUGGCUUUGUCUUUAUAUGUGAGCGUAUGUGCAUGUCUCAUGUGUGUGUCUGUGUGAGGGUAUGUAUGAAUGUCUGUGUGUGUGUGUGUGUGUGUGUGUGUGUGUGUGUGUGUGUGUGUGUGUGUGUGUGUGUGUGUGUGUGUGUACCUGUGACAAAUCAGAACCAACUCAAGGCCAGAAAUGCUGUGAACCAUCUUAGUAUGAGUAGUACAAACUCUACUGGAUAUCUUUAAUGUAUUCUCACAAGGCUCUUAAACUGUCUUCAUAACCCUUCACCUUUUUGGAUUGUUAACCUCUUUGUGUCUUUUAUAUCAUCCCCCUGAACAUGUGCUCAGUUUAGAAUGACUUUUAAGUAGUAUUUCAUUUAGCAGAGUAACUUCAAGUUGUGUUUUUAGUAGAUUUGAGGUUUAAUUUUAACUUGAAAGUUUCCGUUCAUGAAAAAGCCCCUAACACCUCGCAGUAUAUGUCACUGGUUUUAUGAUAAAUACCACAAACAGUUUGUAUAUUUCAAAGAAAAUCCAUUUCAUUACAAAUGUACUCCAGCAAUUGAAAGUAUUAAUGUUUAAUCAUCCAGUCCGCAUGCACCUUAACCUGAUCUAUUGUUCUGUAUAUAAAACAAACAGGCAUGGAAAAGAAACAGACCCAUGUUAUGGGUUCCUUUUUCUGGGUCAAUGACCUCUUAAAGCUGUGGAUAACACACCCACAUAUGCAUAAAAAUAUGCAUAAAAGUGUGUUUAUGCACCAUAUCAGUCACCAUAACAGAUCUGCAGGCAGACCAUGGUGCUGACUCUCAUAAAGCCUUCUGAGUUUAAUUAUAAGCAUCGGCAAACAAUCUUAUUUUUGACCUGAAAAGACACUCAGACGAGUUAGUCAUCUAUUUCAGAAAGUUCCUCAUCCUCCUUUCGGCUUGUCAGCUUCACAUUUCUGCUUUGUCAGUCUGAGGUGUUUCAUCAGGCCGUCUGUGGGACCAUCCGUCUUCUGUUCUGUUUUUAAUGAGUCCACCAAUCAUCCCUGAAAAGUCGUCCCCUAAGCGCUCUCCUUUUGCACAUUUGUCUGCUCAUGUCAUCUUAAAUCAGACUUAGUAGAGUACAAGGAGACAUGCUAGUGUACAUGACUGACUUGUAUUCAGUCUUAAGUAAAUCCAUGAUGGAGUGAUGAGUGUCAGGCCAUCUUACUCAUCCUUAUGUGGGCUAUCUAUGUAGGCACUACUUUCUCUCUGUUCUGCCACAUAAAACCUCCUGACUUUUGUUCCUACAGUUCUGAUGGCGGUUUGCCAAACGCAGGAUUUACUUUCAAGUAUUUCUGAGAGCAUUUCUGUCGGCCAACCCACAUUCUGGAAAAUCUCCAUGACUUUGGUAGCAUGUGAAGCGAGAAAUAACCUCAUAUACCAUAUUGAGUCAGGAAUUUGCAAGUCAUUACGCCUAUCCAGAGGAUUAAAAAUAUUAAUCCUGAAAAUAUUCUACUUCUUCUACAUUCUUGGGAGCAGAUAACCAAAGCUGAAGUAUAAUAGAGCUAAUUUCAUUGAGUGGAACUUGUUAGUGUCACAGGCCCUCUCGUGUAUCAAACAUCCUUUUGUUUUGCAUGACACAUGAGGUCCCCCUCGUUGGCCUUCCACUUAGGAAGGAGGUUAUUGCUGAGCAAUACUGUAGCUGGAAUGAGAUGAGGAGGUGAAAUAUGACACACAAGGGAAGAGUCCCUUUCCAUCCGGCCUGCUGGCUGUCAUCCUGUCCCCCUACACAGAUGGCAGGCCAGCAGGCGCAUCACUUUACCUCUGCCUGUCAACAGCCCUGUUGUUCUGAGCUUUGUGCAUGCAGACAAUAGGGGACCUGAGAGAGCCGAGGGAGGUCAGUGUCUGGCCUGAGCUGUGAGUAAUGAGCUGGAGCCAGAAGCUGUUAUAGUAGAGAGAAGAUGGCACUUUUCUUCAUUUCAGAUGUUUCUCUCCUUUUCUUUCUUUCUGCUGUUGUGUCAAAUCUUUGAUUUGAAAAAAAAAAUGCUGAUAAUGUGCUGACAUUCAAAACAAAGAGCUGUAGUUUGUUGCACUCAUGCAUGGCAAGUAGUACUUCACAACACACCCUGGUGUUCUUAUGACAGUUCAACAGUAUGAGCCUGUGAGAAGUAUGUAGACAUAAUGUCAUCUUUUCUUUGUAAUACUAACCUAAAAUGCACUUUUUCCACCUCCAGAGUAAGGCCAGUCAAUCUCUCUUUACAGUAGAAGCUUAAGUGUUUGAUUCAAAGGAUUGUUGUGUACUGUAUUAUUUAAAGUAUAUGCUAUUCAUUUCCUUUACUCUGCUUUACUUGUUUGAAAAGAGAGACAUAAGUUGUUCUUUUGAUGUUGGUGGUUCAUGUGGGAGAAAGUGGUGCAUUGAUGCACGAUGCAUGAGUAUCAGCAUUUUUCUGCAAGAGGCACCACUUGCUCUUGAAGUGUUAAAAAACCUUUUGUAUAAAUCAUUUAUCCAAAGUGUUAUGCUUUUAUUUGAAAAGCCACUCUGCAUUUUAUUAUGAAUGUCAAAAAAAAGUUUGGAUUGUUUCCCAGUAAUGAAUUCUGAUUCUUUGACUUUUCAAUGAAGGCCAACCACAAUGCACCACUUUAUGAACAAACUUAAUUUCUUUUAUUUAACUCGAAGAUAUACUUUACCUUGAUGUCCUAGCUUUUCACUAGGUGAUCUAUUUUAUUUCAUGACUGUAGAGAUGGAAUAGUUUUAUUUGCUGUAGUGAAAUUGCUAUGAAUGUGAAUAUCUAUUGGAGAAAUAAAUGCAACUGCAAUGCAACUUCAACAUUA